Molecule: messenger RNA, 449 nt
Organism: Scleropages formosus (Asian bonytongue)
Lineage: Eukaryota; Metazoa; Chordata; Actinopteri; Osteoglossiformes; Osteoglossidae
Product: placenta-specific gene 8 protein-like
Exons: 3
Coding region: 1-315 (104 amino acids)
Source: RefSeq, a predicted model, not a curated record
AUGGCUGUAACCAAUCAGCCAGGCAAAUUCGAGGCUUCCAACUUCCAGACUGGUCUGCUUGAUGUUUGUGAUGACUGUGGGACAUGCUGCUACGGUUUGUUGUGUUUCCCUUGUAUGGGCUGCUCCAUCGCCAGAGACAUGAAUGAGUGCUGCCUCUGCGGUCUCACCCCAACCAUGCGCAGCGUCUACAGGACCAAAUACAACAUCAAGGGUUCCCUGUGUAGGGAUUUACUGAUCUACCAGUGCUGCAUGGUGUGUGCUGUGUGUCAACUGAAGAGAGACAUUGAUCGAAGGAAGGAGCAAGGCAUCUUCUGAAAUGAAGCAUUUACUGGUACCGUCAAAGCCAGUCAACGAAUGGUACACUUGCCGAAGGAAUGACUGCGCCAUUUCUCUUCCUGUUAAUCAACGGAGUGCUGUGUAAACACUGACAACGUGGCAAUAGGCAACGG